This is a messenger RNA of Perca fluviatilis (European perch), 727 nucleotides long. It is a transcript of the gene ss18l2, whose product is annotated as ss18, like 2. Gene Ontology annotation, biological process: positive regulation of transcription by RNA polymerase II. Gene Ontology annotation, molecular function: transcription coactivator activity. The transcript has 4 exons. Bases 189 to 473 code for a protein of 94 amino acids. The record is from RefSeq and is a predicted model, not a curated record. Gene Ontology annotation, cellular component: nucleus. NCBI's taxonomy places the organism in Eukaryota, Metazoa, Chordata, Actinopteri, Perciformes, Percidae.
UUUUUUAGUUCAGCAUUGCUAGACUACAGCUCUCCGGAAGAUGGCGGUAGUACAACAAGAUUCAAGAAUGACAUGGUCGCCGAUGAAUACAAUCAAAGAAGAAGACAAAGUGAUGUCAAAGAAUUUCUAAUAUAGUAGACCGGCUUUGGUGAUGUAGAAGGAGCGUUCUUGUUGUGAACGUAAACAAAAUGUCGAUUGUUUUUGUGCCAAAGAAACUCCGAGGAAAGGCGAAAAUUAACCAAGAAACAAUACAGAGGUUGCUGGAUGAAAACGACCAGUUAAUACGAUGCAUCACCGAGUACAUGCAGAAAGGACGAGCAGUGGAAUGUGUACAAUACCAACAGAUCCUGCACCGCAACAUCGUAUAUUUGGCAACCAUAGCUGAUGCCAGCCCAGACAGCACGCUGCCCGCCUCAAAUUCUACAUUUAAUGAAACCUCAACACCAACUGGGAAUGGGCAUGGAGGGACAUGAUGAUGGCAGCUUCUGUCAGCGGAGCUGGGAUGGGGUGUCAAAUAUUUGACCAUGUGGUUGGGAACGAUUUUACAUCACAAGAAAAUAUAUUUAUUAAAACUAAUCGUUUUCAGUAAUAUUACCCAUACCAAGGACCACUGGUACUUAAGCUCAGUAAUGCUAUAUUGAAUGUCUGUGGGGAAAAAAAUUAUCUGUGAAUUCAAAAUGUCAUUUUAGUAUGAAUUGUAUAUUAAAACUUUUUCUAUUUUUGAAAA